AUGGGAGAGCGGCCGCUGCCUGUUCCUCAGGACCUGGCGCUGAGGGCCCAGGGUGUGGGUGAGGAGGGGCUGGCGGAGCCCGGGGCCGCGGCAGGGCAGCAAAAGCCGCCGGCCCUGCUGCAGCGAUGUGAGGAGCGCGAGCCGGAGCAGCAGGCAGAACAUGAGCAGCAGCAACAGCAGGAGCAGGAGCAGCAGCAGGAGCUGCUGCAGGACCAGGAGCAGCAGCACGAGCAACCGCCACCAUCGGCGCCUUCGGAUUCACAGGCGCCGCCACAGCAGCAGCAGCAGCAGCAGCAGCACGAGGCCGAGGCCGCCGCCGCCGACGAGGUGCGCCGCCUGCGCAGCCAGAACGCGCAGCUGCGAGAGGAGGCCGCACGCCUGCACGCCCUGCACAGCCGCGAGCUGGCGAGCGUGCUCUGCGACGCCGCAGCUCACGAGGCGGCCGCGCUCAGCCGCGCCGUCACCGCCGCCGCCGCCGCCGCGGUCGCCGCCGAGCGCGCGAGGUGGGUCUCUUCGCUCGCGGCGCUCGGCGUGCCGCCGCCCGCGUUGCUGCGGCUCGCGCUCGGGGCGCCGCUCGGUGGCGACGGCGGCGGCGGCCUCGGGCCAGAGGUCGCGACCAGCGCAGCGGCGGCCGCCAUCGCGGCGGCGGCUGCAGCUGCGCGCGGUGGGGCCGGGGCUGGGAGGGCGCUGGACGCCAGGCUGCUGUAUGCAAUGCAGUGCAUGGCCACGGCGGGCGCCAGCGUUGAAUCCAAUGUUCCCCUGGAGCCGGCGCCGGAGGAAGAUCUCGAUUUGGGGUUGCUCGCCGCAGCCGCCUGCCUGCCUUCCGUCUCUGUGGCACCGCCGGACCCGCCUCAGGGCCACCGGGCCGCCGGUCUUGGCGCCGCGGCGGGGGAGGAUACCCCGCACGUGCUGAGCGACUCGCUGCUUGAGCACCUGCGUGGGGAGUUCCAGGGUGGCGGCAGCUGCUUUGUAGCUGCCGUGCGCUGCUCCACGCCGUCAUCAGGGGACGGCCCCUGCGGCCACCGCGCGUCGGGGGGCGCCUCAGAGGAUACUGCGGCGCGGCAGGCACGGCCGCGGGGGCAGCUGCCCAGCAGCUGCUCAUGGAGCAGCAGCGGCGGCGCGGACGACGCGGUCUGGGGAGGCUCAGACGGCUGGGGCUCCGACCCAGUGGUCUCGCCGGCGCCAGCGGCGGCCCCGCUUUCGGCGCCAAUCGGGGCGCGCGCGGGCGGGCGCGGUGGCUGCAACAGCGGGAGCGGUCCCGUUUUGGCUGCUGCCUUUGCGGACCAGGCUGCGGCCUUGCUACCCGACGACCUGCUGUAG
This is a messenger RNA of Monoraphidium neglectum, 1320 nucleotides long. RefSeq lists its product as hypothetical. Bases 1 to 1320 code for a protein of 439 amino acids. The transcript has 2 exons. The record is from RefSeq and is a predicted model, not a curated record. Lineage: Eukaryota; Viridiplantae; Chlorophyta; Chlorophyceae; Sphaeropleales; Selenastraceae.